AUGGCUCCUACCCUUGAUCCCGUUGCGGCAGAGGAUGCGCCUCCAGCGGCGGGAAGGAUAAUGGAAUUGUCUAGCCGGCUCUCGAAGGAGAUCCAUCGUCUAAUCUGCCAAGAGGAGGCCCCGACAGGAAAUGAAGGACGAGAAUUGACCCUGUCGUUAUGGAAAAUGACAGCGGACGAAACCGAAAAACUCUUUCUACAACUUGGUAAACAAGAAGAUUGUGUUUGUGAGGAAGUAGACGAUGAAGAAAGGGAGCAGAUUCGAACAUUCAUUCAAGGCUUGCGCACGUUGAAUCUGGACCGCAACAACCUGAAAAGUUUUCCCUGGCGAGCUUUGGAGGUGAUGCCGAAUCUUGAAACGCUUGUCGUGACACGAAAUUUACUGCGGCCCAGCAGUUUGCAAGUUUUUAUACAAGAAGAGUCAUCUUAUGGGCAUACGCAUGAAGAGAAAGAGUGCGAGGGCGGGUCGCAAGCUCCACCAGCUCCUCCUGUUUUAGAUCGGCAUACUAGCGACGCUCACGACAUCAAGAGGAUCAUACCCCGACUUUGCCGUGUACUACCCAGCCUGCGCGUCCUCGAUUUACGGUUCAACAAACGCUUAGGGUGCCCACUGCUGCUUGCCAAGUUACACGAAGAGGCUGCUCCGUAUGGUCUAGAGAUCAAGAUGAGUUUGUUUGGCCAACUCGAGGGCGCACGACCCGCAGACCGAGAUGCUCAAGACCUACGAGCGCAACUCGAGCCUCAUCCAACUCGAGUGUUGAGGCGACGACUAGCACAGAUGCAUGAGAUAGUAGACAGGGUCCCUCAUGAGCAGGUGGGAGAUGGAGAAUGCAAAAUCGCAUCAACGACGAAUCAAGACGUGGCACUUAGAGAGGACGAGGAUAAUUAUCACGACAAAAAUGGUUACGAAGAGCUCGAGCGAGAAGAAGUGAUGUGCAGACUUCUAGAUUGUUAUCAGCGAGGGUUCGAACGCCGCCCUUCUCUUGGUGGGAAGCGUUUUUGUGACCGCUUUUAUGGGACCCCAGUGGAGGAAGCUUUGUGUGCGGAGAUGCUAGAGGAAUGUCGGAGGUGGGUAGCAGCAGAAGAGAAAAAAGCAUCGAAAUCGACGCGAGAGCGACCCUCAAUCAAAGCCGCGCACUACAUGAUUCUGAGAAGAAGCGAUGUGGAGGUCGUGGGCGUGGAAAUGCAAGAAGAUGCACAUAGAACAACACCUGCUGCAGUAGGAUCAACAGAUCCACAAAGUAGCAGGCUUGAUAGAUUCGAACCUUCAACAGCCGCCAGCCGUAAGCAAGCUCGAUUUUUGCGGAAACAGCGUAAACAUCAAGCAGUGUGGGACGUGGCACGUCGGAUAGUGGAGUCUGUGGAUCCUGAGUUUGCUUCUACGCAAUGGACGCAACUGGCAGUGACUCAUAACUUCGAAGGUUCGCCGCACAUCGACAAGCAAAACACUGGGUUUUUCUAUGCAAUCGCGGUUGGGGACUUUGGUAGAGAUAGAAAACAGGAGGACAUCAAGGUGACGCAAGCAUCUUCUACAUUAGUACAACCUGAGAAGGACAGCACGAUGGCCAGCAUAACCUCUCCGACUCUUUCGACCGCCUCGACAGCUUCGCAAGGGUCUCCAUGUUCGACGCAGAGAACUUCCCCGAAUAAAGAUACGUUAAAAAUCUACUCGUCAUCAGCAAGUACAACUACUGCUUCGCAUUCUCCAGGGUCUCCUUCAUUAAUUACCUCUCCAUCCCCAUCCCCAUCGCCAUCCUCUCCAUCCAGGACCACGACGACCAAGAACAAUGUCCCCUUCAAUGGAGGUCUCUGUGUGGAACAUCACAGGGAUCCUUGGCGGGUGAUAUCACUGAAUAGCAAGAACCGCUUAGCGAAAGUCGAUGGUAGAUAUCCUCAUUGGGUCGCUCCGUGGCAUGGCAAAGAUCGAUUCUCAUUCGUUUUCUACCAAACAGAGGGCUCAUGGCAACCUCCUGAAGAGGCCGCUUGGGAUUGUGGGGUCGAAGAGGACGAGGAAGAAAGUCGGACAUGAUGUCGUUGACAAAGGCGAUCUGAUCGAUGCUUCACCAUGAACCUCGAUGAAGUUUUUGUCCUGUGAAAGUAGCAGGAUCUUGACGAAUUGGAACAAAAACCUCCUCAAGCCCACAAAGUGAGUUACCAGGAAUCACUCAU
This is a messenger RNA of Amoebophrya sp. A25, 2168 nucleotides long. The record is from the annotation of a GenBank genome assembly. NCBI's taxonomy places the organism in Eukaryota, Dinophyceae, Syndiniales, Amoebophryaceae.